UUGAGUUGGUGUGAUGUUAAACAAAGUGGAAAAAAAUCUAAAAACAUGAUUGAAAUUACUUGUAACGACCGUUUGGGUAAAAAGGUUCGCGUAAAAUGCAAUCCUGAUGAUACUAUUGGUGAUCUGAAGAAAUUGAUUGCUGCACAGACUGGGACUAGAUAUGAUAAAAUUGUUCUCAAAAAAUGGUACACUAUCUAUAAGGAUCCAAUUAAGUUAUCGGACUAUGAGAUUCACGAUGGAAUGAAUUUAGAGCUGUACUACCAAUAAAUAUUAGUUUUAUAUUGGAGAAAACACUUGUACUUUUUGGAUUUUUUUUUAAAUGAAUGGAAUUCAAUGGCAGUAAUUUUGU
Glossina fuscipes is the source of this 349-nucleotide messenger RNA. Its product is annotated as ubiquitin-like protein 5. Gene Ontology annotation, molecular function: protein binding; protein tag activity. The record is from RefSeq and is a predicted model, not a curated record. Gene Ontology annotation, cellular component: cytoplasm; nucleus. NCBI's taxonomy places the organism in Eukaryota, Metazoa, Arthropoda, Insecta, Diptera, Glossinidae. Gene Ontology annotation, biological process: protein modification process; mRNA splicing, via spliceosome. Bases 46 to 267 code for a protein of 73 amino acids. The transcript has 4 exons.